Messenger RNA from Choloepus didactylus (southern two-toed sloth), 2390 nucleotides. It is a transcript of the gene CABYR, whose product is annotated as calcium binding tyrosine phosphorylation regulated. Bases 156 to 2249 code for a protein of 697 amino acids. Gene Ontology annotation, biological process: sperm capacitation. The record is from RefSeq and is a predicted model, not a curated record. The transcript is spliced from 6 exons. Gene Ontology annotation, molecular function: calcium ion binding. Lineage: Eukaryota; Metazoa; Chordata; Mammalia; Pilosa; Megalonychidae. Gene Ontology annotation, cellular component: cytoplasm; sperm fibrous sheath.
CUGGAGUGAUUCUGAUGCAGGUGGCCUGGAUCAGAGACCCUGCCUUAGGCCAAUAUCUUUAGAGUGACUCCAGACAAAAUGAUCACUGGAGCUAUGAGGAAGGAAUAAAGCCUUGCCUUCUGAGUUACAGUUGAGAUUACAGACAUCCUGCCAAAAUGAUUUCUUCCAAACCCAGACUUGUUGUACCCUAUGGCCUCAAGACUCUGCUCGAGGGAGUUAGCAGAGCCAUUCUCAAAACCAAUCCACCAAACAUCACCCAGUUUGCCGCAGUUUAUUUUAAAGAACUUAUUUUGUUUAGAGAAGGAAACAGUUCCUUGGAUAUAAAAGAUCUGGUUAAACAGUUUCAUCAAAUUAAAGUAGAGAAAUGGUCAGAAGGAACGGCACAAGAGAAGAAACCAGAAUGCGUAAAAGAACUGGAAGGAUCAUCUGUAGUUUCUCAAGAACCUACACGGAAGGAAAAAUCUACAGACACAGAGGAGGACAAUGUAACUGGACCACUAUUUAGCAACAAAACUACCCAGUUUCCAUCAGUUCAUGCUGAACUCCCACAACUGGAGGAGACAGGUGGAGCAGAUCAUGGUCAUGCUUCCAGACCAUCCACCCCAAAGGUCACUACCCCACCCUUAUCGCCAUCUCCAGCAGCUGUCGCACCAGAGUUUGCCUAUGUCCCAGCUGACCCAGCUCAGUUUGCUGCCCAGAUGUUAGGUAACUUUUCAUCUGUUCAUUGUGAUCAAUCUGACGUUUUAAUGGUGGAUGUGGCAACAAGUAUGCCUACUCUUCCUGAGGAGGUGCUGAGCUCAGAGGCUGCUGAAGAGAUCGUGGUGCCCCCUCCUUCUGUGUGUUCAGGAGAGGUGGUAGCAAUGCAGAUUCUGAGCCAAUCAUCUGUCCAUGUAGAUUCAGGUUCUAAACCUAAAGACACUGAGGCUGAACCAUCAAUGGCUUCCUCAUUCCCCCUGCAGGAUGAACAAGAACCUCCUGCUAAUGAUCAAGCUCCUGAGGUCCCUUUGCAGGCUGACAUUGAGGUUACAACCACCAUUCGUGUAUCAUCUAUAUAUAAUGAUGAGCCUGUGACUGAAGGAGUUACUUAUAUCGAGCAAAUACCAGAACAAAUAGUUAUCCCUUUUACUGAUCAACUUGCUUGUCUUAAAGAAAAUGAGCAGUCACCACCAGUUAGUCCAAAACCUGUAGUAAACAAGAUAGCCCCAGGCAUGUCUGCAAAUUCUGUAGAUGCUGCAAAAGUUGCACAGUUGGAGAAGGCAAAACAUGUAUCCUCAGUACAUUUGGAGGCAGAAGCACAAGUUCUGCUCUCUGGCACCUCUUUGAAAUGUUUGCAGGUGGUGCCUGCACAGUCCUUGCAUGCAGAAGGCUCUACCCAAGCAGUAGGCUCUGAACAAUCUUUGCACCACCUUGAGAUGAAGGCCAGUGCUCUAGACCCUGACAGUACUGGGGAGGAUGAGUCAUGGGAAAAUUCUGCAUCCCUGGAGUUGGAGGUCAAACCUGUGUUCUCUGGGGGAUCUGCAAAAGCAGUGUACUCAGGUACAUCUGUAAAAUCAUCUAGUGGCGCCCCCACUCCUGUUCCAGAAGGUCUUACUGAACCAGAAAUCGAACGAGAAGGGGAAGCACCACCUGAACAAGGUUUGAUGGAGCCAGCAAUAGCAGCAAGCGAAGCAGGACAACCACCACCAUAUUCUAACAUGUGGACCCUUUAUUGUCUAACUGAUAUGAAUCAACAAAGUCGCCCAUCACCGCCACCUGCACCUGGGCCUUUCCCCCAAGCAACCCUCUAUUUAUCUAAUCCUAAGGAUCCACAGUUUCUGCAGCAUCCACCAAAAGUUACUUCUCCAACUUAUGUGAUGAUGGACGACACCAAGAAGACCAGUGCCCCACCUUUUAUUUUAGUAGGCUCAAAUGUUCAGGAAGCACAGGAUUGGAAACCUCUUUCUGGACAUACUGUUGUUUCACAGUCAGAUACCUUGAAGAGAUAUGCUGCAGUACAAGUGCCCAUUGCUGUUCCUGCAGAUCAGAAAUUCCAGAUACAUGCCCCAAAUCUCCAAAAUGCUAGUCCUCCUACAAGUGGACAAGAUGUCCCCAGGCCACAAAGCCCAGUUUUUCUUUCUGUUGCUUUCCCAGUAGAAGAUGUAGCCAAAAGAAGUUCAGGAUCUGGUGACAAACGUACUCCCUUUGGAAGUUACGGUUUUGCUGGAGAAAUUACCGUGACUACUGCCCAUGUUCGCAGAGCAGAAACUUAAAAGUUGGUAGGUAAAAUUUCCUACCAUAAUUUGUGGGCUUUUAACACUUUAAGCAUUUUGAUUUCUUGAUCGGAAGAUGGAAAUAUUUUUUAAAAAUUAAAUUGAAUUGAGAAUAUAUGCAAUAGGUUGGAGUACUCUAAA